Molecule: messenger RNA, 4801 nt
Organism: Brassica napus (rape)
Lineage: Eukaryota; Viridiplantae; Streptophyta; Magnoliopsida; Brassicales; Brassicaceae
Product: disease resistance protein RML1A-like
Exons: 4
Coding region: 202-3681 (1159 amino acids)
Biological process (GO): signal transduction; defense response
Molecular function (GO): ATP hydrolysis activity; ADP binding
Source: RefSeq, a predicted model, not a curated record
UACUCUCGUUCUUGACAGUCAUAAUGAAACCAACGCUAAUGGGGUCCUCCACGAAGACUUUUGUGGGAAACAUGCAUUGUAUUUCCAUCUAAAUUUCUCUGAGAUUUCUCAUUUAAGUAUAUAAAGAAGCAACUUGUUUCUUCCUCCAUACAUAUCUCAUAGCUACUUAUCUUCAACUUCUCAUUUACUCUUUUCUCUCUCAUGGCUUCUUCUUCUUCUUCUUCGUCUCCAAUAAAGAGAUACCAUGUCUUUCCGAGUUUCCACGGUCCAGAUGUUCGUAGAGGAUUUCUCAGCCAUUUACGCCAUCAGUUUGCAAGCAAAGGGAUCACGACAUUUAAAGAUCAGGAGAUCGAGAGAGGCCACACGAUCGGACCUGAACUGGUACAAGCCAUUAGAGAAUCCAGAGUCUCAGUCGUUCUGCUCUCCAAGAAUUAUGCUUCUUCAAGCUGGUGUUUAGAUGAACUGGUUGAAAUCUUGAACUGCAAAAGAGUUUCAGAGCAGAUUGUGAUGACCAUCUUUUACCAAGUUGAUCCGUCCGAUGUACGGAAACAGACUGGAGAUUUCGGAAUAGCCUUCAAGAAAACAUGUGAAGGGAAAACUGAGGACGAUAAGAAGAAAUGGAUGGAAGCUUUGGCAUGUGUAGCAAACAUUGCUGGAGAGCACUCUCUUAACUGGACUGAUGAAGCGGAUAUGUUGGAAAAGUUUGCCACUGAUGUUUCGAACAAACUGAAUAUUACACUGUCAAGGGACUUUGACGAGAUUGUGGGACUGCAAGCUCACUUGAGAAAACUGAUCACUUUGUUAUGCUUCGAGUGUGAUGAAGCAAAGAUGAUUGGGAUUUGGGGUCCUGCGGGAAUCGGUAAGUCCACCAUUGCUAGAGCUUUAUUCAAUCACCUUUCUGUCGAUUUUGGACUGAGAUGCUUUAUGGGGAACCUCAAGGGUAGUUAUAAGAGCAUAAUAGGUGUUGAUGAUUAUGAUUCCAAGUUGGGUUUGCAAAGCCAACUUCUGUCUAAGGUUUUGAACCAAAGGGAUAUGAGGGUACAUCAUUUAGGUGCUGUAAAAGAAUGGCUACAAGAUCAAAGAGUGCUUAUCAUUCUUGAUGAUGUAGACGAUCUAGAGGAACUAGAUGUUUUGGUUAGAGAACUUUCUUGGUUUGGUUUAGGAAGUAGGAUCAUUGUUACAACUGAAGACAAAAAGAUUUUGAAAGCACAUGGGAUACAAGAUAUCUACCAUGUGGGUUUUCCAUCUGAGAAAGAAGCUCUUGAGAUCUUAUGUCUAUCUGCUUUCAAACAGAGAUAUGUACAAGAUGAUUUUGAAAAGGUUGCAUAUAGAGUAGCAUACCUUUGUGGGUAUCUUCCAUUAGGCCUUUGUGUUGUGGGUUCAUCAUUACGUGGGGAGAGCCAGGAAGAGUGGGAGCUUCAGUUAUCUAGGAUCGAAAAUAAUCUUGAUAGAAAAAUCGAAGACGUUUUAAGGGUGGGAUAUGACAGGUUGUCAAAAAAAGAUAAAGCCCUGUUUCUCCACAUCGCAUGCAUCUUCAACUUUGGUAGCGUUGACCAUAUGACAAGCAUGCUCGCCGAUUGUAACAUGGAUGUCAAAAAUGGGCUGAAGACCCUAGCCAUCAGAUCUCUUGUGCAACUUCAUAUAAUGGAUUAUGAGAUGCACUCUUUACUCCAACAGUUGGGUAGACAAGUAGUACAUGAACAGUCAGAUGAGCCUGGAAAACGCCAGUUUUUAGUGGAGGCUGAAGAGAUCCGUCAUGUAUUAGCAAAUGAAACGGGCACUGGAUCGGUCAUAGGUAUAUCAUUUGAUAUGUCCAAGGUGGGUAAAUUCUCUAUAAGUGGGCGAGCCUUUGUAGGAAUGCGUAAUCUUAGAUUUUUAAAGAUGUAUAACUCUGGGGGAUUGAGGAUAACAGGACACAUGAAAUAUCUACCUCAACUAAGGUUACUACAUUGGGAUUCAUACCCCAGAAAACGUCUUCCUCCAACAUUUCAGCCCCAAUGUCUUGUUGAGCUCUGUAUGAUAUUCAGCAAUCUUGAGAAGCUCUGGGGAGGAAUCCAGUCUCUUGCAAAUCUCAAGAAGAUAGAUUUGACCUUCUCCUCUAGGUUGAAAGAAAUACCAAAUCUUUCAGAGGCUACUAAUCUUGAAAGACUAUCACUUGGCCAUUGCUCAAGUCUGGUGGAGCUUCCCUCGUCUAUUAGGAACCUACACAAACUGAAAGUGUUGUGGAUGGAAGGCUGCAAAAAGCUACGGGUUAUUCCCACCAACAUCAAUUUAGCAUCUCUUGAGAAUGUUUGCAUGGAUGGUUGCUUGCGAUUGAGAACGUUUCCAGAUAUCUCGAGUAACAUCAAACAUCUUGAUAUAAGGAACACAAAGAUAGAAGAUGUUCCUGCAUUCGUAGCUGAAAGAUGGCUUUGUCUUGACACGUUAUAUAUAGGCAGCAAAAGCGUCUGUCUCUCCUUCUAUAAACCAAAAUCUGCGUAUAUUACUCUGGACGACUGCAAGUGUGUUAAAUCAGAAAAAGAUGCGAUAAGAGUAACUUCCCUUUUCUACAACCCAAUGAUAGGAAUCAGGUUGUUCAACUGUUUUUCACUAGAUGAAAAAACAAGAAGAGUAAUCAUUCAACAAUGGGAUUACAAAUUUGUAUGUUUACCAGGCAAAGAAAUCACUCCAGAGUUCACUCACAGAGCCAAAGGAAACUCCAUAACCAUCUCUUCAGGGACUUUCUCUGCUUCCUCAAGAUUUAAGGCUUGCCUCCUGCUUUCUCCACCAGGAGAGGUCUCGGACCCCCUGAGAAUCAUUGUUUGUCGUCUAAUAAGCAAAGGUGUUGUCAUCAAUGAACUUAAAUGCUAUCCGAUUAAUCCUGCACUUCUAUCUGAACACCUGUUAGUCUUUUCUGGGGCCCUGUUUAAAGAGCACAUAUGUUGUGAACUUGACGCUACUACGAGUGAAAUUCGGUUUGAAUUCAACUGCGACUAUUUUAUCGAGUGUGGUGUCCAGAUGUUGGCGGAGGAAGGUGAGAUAAAACUAGCUUCCUCUUUCCACGAUCCUAACAGAGAAGUGAGGUUCCUCAACUGUAUGAAACUAGAUGAAGAAGCAAGAAGAGCAAUCAUACAACGAUGGGCUUAUAAAUAUGUAUGUUUGCCAGGUAAAGAAGUCCCUUCUGAGUUCACUCACAAAGCCAAAGGAAACUCUGUAACCAUCUCACAGGGGACUCUAUCUGCUUCCACAAGUUUCAGGGCUUGCAUCCUGCUUUCACCAACCCUACAACACCCUCUGUGGUUCGGCUAUAAUAUUGAUUGUCGUCUAAGAAGCAAAGGUAUUCUCAUCAACGAACUUGAAUGCUAUACGGGUUCUCCACUCCUAACAAAACACCUAUUAGUAUUACGUGGGGCUCUGUUUAAAGAACGCAGAUGCGUUGAAGUGGACUCGGAUAUUCAAUUUGAAUUCAGCUGCUACGAAAAACACUCUAAGAUUAUUGAGUGCGGCGUACAGAUCAUGGCGGAGGAAGGUGAAAGUAGUAGCAGCAGAGAAUGGAAUAAACAGAGUGAUGGAGCCGUUAAGGUCUCUAAAGAUGAAAAUGUCAUCAAAACCAACAACCAUACAUCUUGGUGGAGUGGGCUUAAAAAGCUUGGUCUGAGAAAGAACAAGAAAAAAUCAGACGGGGUGAAACUUUUAGAUUAAUAAGCUGAUAUUCAUUUUGAUCCAUGUUGUCUUUGUACUAUAUUGUGUAUCCAGAGACUUGUAAUAUACAUACUUUCUUCUCUAAGCUUAUGGAUAGUUGCCUACAAUCGCAUAUAGAGUGGAUCGUUGCUAAAGCUAGAUCCCUUAGUUGAUCGAAUUUCAUCAGUUUCCAAAUCAUUAGCGAUUGUCUCAGUCUUGUCAUUACACAAGGGUUCUGUAUGAGUAAAUCCUCUCAAAAUAGACUGUUUAGGUUUAGUAUAGACAGAGCCUUGUACUUGGUGAACAUCUUUAGGGAUGGAUUCUAUGAGUUCUGGAGUGCUGAGAUUCAAGGACCAAGUGAUUGCAUUAAUAUGAAUUACACGAUAGAUGCUUUUAGUUAGGAAUACAGACUUAGGUCUCCAACUUGUCUUAGUUGCAUGCUUCAUUCCUUGAAUCUUUUUUUGGGAAUUGCUGCCAACCUUUUUUUUGUUGGUGCCCGAAUCUACGCACACUCGUCCUGGUGAGUCUUACUUACAUAUUUGCUUGUAUGUAAAUUUUUCACAUAACACUUGCCUUCUUUUUUAAGAGUUUGCUCUCGAUCAGAGUUUAGUAACCUUCAUUCUAUGUUAUGGAGGUAGGUGUUAUGUGAAUACCUUGAAUCAAUAUAAUAUGAAUUUGCAUAUUCCUUAGAGCAAGUGGCAAGUUUCUUUCUUUUACCACCUCAAACGUUUCCUGAUAGAUGAAUCUAUUUCUUAAAUUUGGGCUGGACACCGAGAUGUUGAGUUCAGCUCUGUGUUCUGAAAACAAUUGAAUUUGUGUUUGUGGCCUUUGAGGGAAGGUAAUUUUGUAAACCUUCAGAUCGAGUCAGAGACUUUUCAGCUUAUAAACAAAGAGGUAAGCGAGAGAGAAUUAAACUAAUGUUUCAAUGUUUGUCCCACAUCGAUUGUGUGGGGAGAAGUGUGAUAACGAGUGAGCUUAUAAAAAGAGAAGAAGGUACGGGACUUUAAAGGUAUGAUCCUUCAGGUUUAAAGGGGAAGUGAUGAUUGGGUUUAUCUCUCGCAUAUUUUAAUGCGUGAAGAGCGUUCCGCUCAAACCUCUUACGACAAUUGGGCGCUCCAAUUUUCAUUUAAUCUGAUCCCUC